AUGGAAGAAACCAAAUCAAAGUUCAAGAGAAUUUGUGUCUACUGUGGAAGCAGUUCAGGAAACAAACCUACUUACCAAGAAGCUGCUGUAGAACUUGGAAAAGAACUGGUUGAGAAAAGAAUUGAUUUGGUGUAUGGAGGUGGAAGUGUAGGGCUGAUGGGUCUUGUUUCUCAGGCAGUUCAUGAUGGUGGCCGCCAUGUUCUUGGUGUUAUCCCAAGAAGUCUAAUGCCGAGAGAGAUUACUGGUGACCCUAUUGGAGAAGUGAGAGCUGUUUCUGAUAUGCAUCAAAGGAAAGCUGAAAUGGCUAGGCAGGCUGAUGCCUUCAUUGCUCUUCCUGGUGGAUAUGGAACCCUUGAAGAAUUGCUGGAAAUUAUUACAUGGGCUCAGCUUGGGAUACACAGCAAACCAGUGGGGCUAUUGAAUGUGGAUGGAUUUUACAAUUCAUUGUUAUGUUUCAUUGACAAGGCCGUUGAUGAAGGCUUUAUAUCACCAAAGGCACGUCGCAUUAUCGUGUCAGCAUCCACAGCCAAGGAAUUAGUGAAGGGAUUAGAGGAACAUGUACCUGAGCAAGAUGAAGUUGUAUCCAAGUUGGUGUGGGAAGAAAGACUAAAUUACGUGCCCGAAUCAGAAGUUGCCAUGUGA
Molecule: messenger RNA, 642 nt
Organism: Lathyrus sativus (Indian pea)
Lineage: Eukaryota; Viridiplantae; Streptophyta; Magnoliopsida; Fabales; Fabaceae
Source: the annotation of a GenBank genome assembly